AUGACGGUCAGGCUCCUGAUUGCCAAGACCAGAGUGGUACCGGUCAAGCGGCCUUCGAUACCUCGUCUGGAGCUCUGCGGCGCGGUCCUCCUCGCUCGACUCAUGCGCAGCACCGCCCGGGCACUGGGUCUUGAACAUGUCCCAGCCUUUGCGUGGACGGAUGCCACCGUUGCGCUGGCGUGGAUCCGGUCCCAUCCGGCGCGCUGGAAGCCCUUUGUCGCGCAUCGAGUGGCGGAGGUGCAGGAUCUUGUGCCUCCUGAGCGAUGGAGGUACGUGCCGACCGGGGACAACCCGGCCGACGCGGCCACACGAGGCAUAUCUCCUGCGACCCUGGCGGACCUCCACAACUGGUGGUCUGGACCACCUUGGCUCUCCGAGCCGGACUACGCGGUCCCCGAGCCGAGCCAGCCCGAUCAUGGUGUCGUGGAGGAGGAACUCCGGCCAAGGGCGACCCUCAUUGCGAGGCCGGAGGAGCCGAACGACGUACUACGCCGUUACUCCAGUCUUGACCGACUGCUGCGAGUAUCAGCAAUCUGCUUCAGGUUCCUCUACAACGCACAACACCCUCAAGGAAGGCGGACGGGCUUCCUGACGGCAGCCGAGCUGACCUCGGCUCGCAACCGGUGGGUGCGGAUCGCUCAGGCCGAGGACUUCUCCGAGGAGCUGGCCCGCCUCCGAAGCGAGCAGCGAUGUCCGGUGCGGUCACCCCUGCUACCUCUCCGCCCUAUCCUGGACCGGGACGGCCUGCUGCGAGUGGGGGGAUGCCUGCAGGAGGCGCUUCUUCCGUUCGCCGAGAAGCACCUGCUCAUCCUCGUGAAGGAGAACUAUCUCUCGCUCCUCCUGGUGCGAGAGGCUCACGCCAAUUCGCUGCACGGAGGACCGCAGCUGACCCGUAGUCUGCUCCUGAGGCGUUAUUGGAUCCUGCGAGCGAAUUCGCUGGUCCGGUCGGUCAUUCACGGCUGCCUGCGCUGUACUCGAUUCCGAGGUGCCACCGCAGAGCAGCAGAUGGGCCAAUUGCCGGCGGAGCGCGCGCGACCCGGCCGCCCCUUCUCCACUGCUGGAGUGGAUUACGCCGGCCCUGUGCCCCUCCGAACCUCUAAAGGACGCGGCCACAAGGCCAUUAAAGGAUAUAUAUGUCAAAUAUGUCUAUUUGUGUGUCUGUCGUCCAAGGCGCUUCACUUGGAAGCGGUCUCUGAUCUCUCCUCCGCCUCAUUUUUAGCCGCCUUCAGAAGGUUCAUCUCCCGACGAGGUCACUGCCGGCGCCUCCUGAGCGACAACGGGACGAAUUUCCGAGGCGCCGACAGGGAACUCAGAGGCAUGUUCCGCGCAGCGUCCGAGUUCUACAAGGAGUGUGCAUCGAGCCUCGCCAUCGACGGUACGGACUGGGCCUUCAUACCGCCUGGCGCUCCUCACUUCGGAGGCCUUUGGGAGGCCGGCGUCAAGGCCGUGAAAUACCAUCUGCGACGCAUCGUCGGGGAUACCUGCCUCACCUUCGAGGAGAUGGCCACCUUGUUGGCCCAGAUUGAGGCCUGCCUCAACUCCCGGCCGCUGUAUGCGCUCAGCAACGACCCUUCGGACCUUGUAGCGCUUACACCGGGGCACCUUCUGGUCGGGGAACCGUUGGCGGCUAUACCGGAGUCUCCGCACGCCGAACACAAUCAUGGCGGACUAGCGACGCGCUGGGCGCUGACGUCUGCCAUGCGGGACCAGUUCUGGCGCAGAUGGUCAAAUGAGUACCUCCAUCAUCUGCAGCAGCUGAAACGUUGGAGGAGACAGGCGCCCAAUAUAGCCGUAGGUGACUUGGUUCUGCUCAAGCACGAGUUGCAGCCUCCGACGAAGUGGGCGCUGGGAGGUGCUACCGGUGCGGUGAGACCGGUCACACCUCCCGCGAUUGCCGGUCUGCCCCCAAGUGCCCGCUGUGCGCGGACAAGGGCAGACGCACGUUCUGGGCGCAAAGACUUGCGCCCAGAAAAACGUGCGCGGGAGGCCACCGGAGCGGCGCAUCCUGGAGCAAGCGCCAGCAUCCGGUGA
Messenger RNA from Vollenhovia emeryi, 2031 nucleotides. RefSeq lists its product as uncharacterized. The record is from RefSeq and is a predicted model, not a curated record. Bases 1 to 2031 code for a protein of 676 amino acids. NCBI's taxonomy places the organism in Eukaryota, Metazoa, Arthropoda, Insecta, Hymenoptera, Formicidae. Gene Ontology annotation, biological process: DNA integration. Gene Ontology annotation, molecular function: nucleic acid binding. The transcript has a single exon.